Nothobranchius furzeri (turquoise killifish) is the source of this 2704-nucleotide messenger RNA. It is a transcript of the gene tfap2a, whose product is annotated as transcription factor AP-2 alpha. Gene Ontology annotation, biological process: regulation of transcription by RNA polymerase II; regulation of cell population proliferation; anatomical structure development. The record is from RefSeq and is a predicted model, not a curated record. Gene Ontology annotation, molecular function: RNA polymerase II transcription regulatory region sequence-specific DNA binding; DNA-binding transcription factor activity, RNA polymerase II-specific. Gene Ontology annotation, cellular component: nucleus. Lineage: Eukaryota; Metazoa; Chordata; Actinopteri; Cyprinodontiformes; Nothobranchiidae.
AAGUAAAGGUUUACUUUGAGACCGGAGGCUUAAUUCGACAGACCGACUGGAAACAAACCACCGAAGGCAGCAGAAGACAAAGAAUGUCAAUUAUGGGCAAAAUGGGGGACUGGCAGGACCGUCACGACGGCACCAGCAACGGGACAGCCAGGCUACCUCAGCUGGGCGGCGUGGGCCAGAGUCCCUACACGAGCGCUCCUCCGCUCUCCCACACGCCAAACUCGGACUUCCAGCCCCCGUACUUCCCCCCGCCCUACCAGCCCAUCUACCCGCAGUCUCAGGACCCCUACUCGCACGUCAACGACCCGUACUCCCUGAACUCCCUGCACGCUCAGCCGCAGUCGCAGCAUCCGGGCUGGCCGGGCCAGAGGCAGAGUCAGGAGAGCGGCCUGCUGCACCAGCACCGCGCUCUGCCCCACCAGCUGUGCCGGGAGUACCGCAGAGACGUGCUCCUACAGUCCGGUCACGGGCUCGACACGGGACUGGACUCUAUCCCCAUCCACGGAAUACCUCACUCUUUAGAAGACGUCCAGCCUGUUGAGGAUCAAGGAAUCCACAUUCCCGACCAGACUGUAAUUAAAAAAGGUCCGGUGUCUUUAUCCAAGAACAACAGCGUCUCCGCCAUCCCCGUAAAUAAGGACGGUCUUUUCGGAGGGGUGGUUAACCCAAACGAGGUGUUCUGCUCGGUUCCGGGUCGCCUGUCUCUCCUCAGUUCCACAUCAAAGUACAAGGUCACGGUGGCAGAGGUGCAGAGACGCCUCUCGCCGCCCGAGUGCCUCAACGCCUCUCUGCUGGGCGGGGUGCUCAGGAGGGCCAAGUCCAAGAACGGAGGGAGAUCCUUGAGGGAGAAGUUGGAUAAAAUCGGCUUAAAUCUACCUGCGGGGAGACGCAAGGCAGCCAACGUCACCUUGUUGACGUCACUAGUGGAAGGAGAAGCGGUGCAUCUCGCCAGGGACUUUGGUUACGUUUGUGAGACCGAGUUUCCAGCCAAGGCAGUAGCUGAAUAUGUAAACCGGCAGCAUUCCGACCCAAACGAACAAGUCCAAAGAAAAAACAUGCUAUUGGCCACGAAGCAAGUGUGCAAAGAGUUCACAGACCUGCUGUCGCAGGACCGCUCGCCCCUGGGAAACUCGCGGCCACAGCCCAUCCUGGAACCGGGAAUCCAAAGUUGUUUGACCCACUUCAGCCUAAUCUCGCACGGCUUCGGGACCCCGGCGCUGUGCGCGGCCGUCACGGCCCUCCAGAACUAUCUAACCGAGGCGAUCAAAGCCAUGGACAAAAUGUACCUCAACAACAACCCCAACAGUCACUCGGACAACGGCACUAAAGGUGGAGACAAGGACGAGAAGCACAGAAAGUGAUGUCUCCAUGUUUUUCCUCACACUUGGGGCCAAAAAUAAAAAAAAAUAAAAAUAAAAAUAAACAACUGGACCCAUCUUCUGCUCCUACCCCCCCCCCCCCCCAUCGCCUCACCUGUCUCACCCAACCAGUACAAAUAUUAUAAAUACCUUAUAAAUAUUACUGAUAAACUUAAACCUGCACUUCCUGGUUCUGUUGUUUUUCCUCCACAUGGAUUCGAUUGGAAACAAGAAUCUUCUCCUUUCUUCACCUUUUUUUAGAGAAAAAAAGAAACUGAAAAUAAAUAAAUAAAUAAAAAAGCUGCAGAGGAACAGCUCCAGGGCGAGGGGAAGGUCCUGCCUCACCCAGAAGACUUCUCAUGUCCUCCCCCUUUCUGUUCUCUUUUUUUUAACAAAUGGACUGAAGAUCCAGCAACCCGUCUAUAUAUCUCAGAUUGUGAGCAAACGGAGCUUAAAGAGGAGGAAAUCUUAUCAGUAUUGUGAAUAAAAGACUUGAAAAAAUGAAAGAAAGAAAAAAAGAGAAACUCCACACAUCUCCAUGUCAUGACUUCAGUUGUAGACUCCCACUCGUCCUCUGAGCGACCAACUUGAACUUUAUUUUUAUUCUUUGAAUUUCAACACGAUUCACGAUUAUAUAAGGGAAUCAGUGUUCAUGUGUGUAUAUAUUUAUUUAUGUGUAAUUUAAUGGGAAUUGUAAAUAUGGUGCGUCUGUUGAAACUUCCUUUUUUAUUUAUCUGGUGCCUCCUGUUUUAGUGGGUUUUUGAAUAUUCAGUUAGUUCUUCAUGUGAUUUUAUGGUUCUAGAAAACACGUUUUGGGGUAUUUUUAUUUUACUUUUUCAUUUUCUCUGGGAUAUUUCAAUUCAGCCCUCUUGUAGCAUGUUGAGCGUGACACUGAAGCAAGUGAACAAAUAGAAAAUAAACUUCCCUUUCUCUCUCUCUCUAUCAUCCUAUUCAGUUGUUUUCUUUUGAACUGAAACAAGAGCAGAACUGAGACCCCUGAGGAGAAUUAUUUGAAAUCUUUGUUAUUUUUAGUGUGUCUAUUUUCAUUUUAAACAAGCUUUUAUGUGUUGUGCCAAUCUGAACCCCCCACAUUCUCUUCUUGAAGCACCAUAAAAGCAAUAAAUGGAAUAUUGUCUUUUUUUCAGUGUUCAAAAAAAAUCAUUCAAAAUUUUUAUUUCUAAUUUUUUUAAAGGGGACCACCUGAUAUCUUGUCAUGUCCGAUUAUGUCCAAACCUGGAGGCGGUUUUAGCUGUAUUGUAUAGACAUGUGCUGGCAAUAGUCCCUCUGCCUGUCUAUGUAUUAUAGUCCUUUGUUGCCCAGAAAAAAUAAAUAUUUGAUACGCUUCA